Ramularia collo-cygni is the source of this 600-nucleotide messenger RNA. Its product is annotated as probable vacuolar ATP synthase 22 kDa proteolipid subunit. Lineage: Eukaryota; Fungi; Ascomycota; Dothideomycetes; Mycosphaerellales; Mycosphaerellaceae. Bases 1 to 600 code for a protein of 199 amino acids. Gene Ontology annotation, cellular component: proton-transporting V-type ATPase, V0 domain. The record is from RefSeq and is a predicted model, not a curated record. Gene Ontology annotation, molecular function: proton-transporting ATPase activity, rotational mechanism. The transcript is spliced from 4 exons. Gene Ontology annotation, biological process: proton transmembrane transport.
AUGGGCGGUCUCACAUAUGGCACCUAUGGUGCAGGUUCGACACUGGCCAUAAUUGGUUUAUACAUGCUCUUCCAAGGCGAGGGAGAAGCAUUCAACGUCGGAGCCUUCCUCGAAUCGAUAUCGCCCUACGCAUGGGCAUCUGCGGGGAUCGGUCUUUGCAUUGGCCUAUCAGUAAUCGGAGCGGCAUGGGGAAUCUUCAUCACAGGCACAUCCAUUCUCGGAGGAGGUGUCAAGGCACCGAGGAUCCGGACAAAGAACUUGAUCUCCAUCAUCUUCUGCGAAGUUGUCGCCAUUUACGGAGUCAUCAUGAGCAUUGUAUUCUCUGCUAAGCUGACGCCUGUCUCGGGAGAGGCUAUUCAUGCCGCUGGAAAUUACUUCACGGGAUUCGCUCUAUUCUGGUCUGGACUACUUGUUGGGAUGUGCAAUCUAAUCUGCGGUGUCAGUGUGGGCAUCAACGGAUCCAGCGCCGCGCUGGCUGAUGCAGCGGAUCCAAGCUUAUUCGUCAAGGUUCUGGUCAUCGAGAUCUUCUCAUCCGUCCUGGGUCUGUUCGGUUUGAUCAUCGGGCUACUGCUGAGUGGCAACGCGAAUGACUUCAAGUGA